Molecule: messenger RNA, 1152 nt
Organism: Myzus persicae (green peach aphid)
Lineage: Eukaryota; Metazoa; Arthropoda; Insecta; Hemiptera; Aphididae
Gene: Trs23
Product: trafficking protein particle complex subunit 4
Exons: 3
Coding region: 273-926 (217 amino acids)
Biological process (GO): endoplasmic reticulum to Golgi vesicle-mediated transport
Cellular component (GO): TRAPP complex
Source: RefSeq, a predicted model, not a curated record
GACACUAUAUCUGUAAUCUGUAUUCUGUAGUUAACAUUCCGAAUCGAUGAAAAUUGUUCGUUGUUACUAUACAUUUUCAUAAAUUAAAACGAUGUAAUAUUAUUAUUAUUUCAUCUAAAUUCGUUCAGUUACUUUGUUUGUUGGUGAUUAAUUCCUUCAAUAAUAGUUGCAUAUGCCUACAUUUUAGUGUUCAUUCCAAGAGAAACAAUGGUGUAUUUUUUAAUAUGAAUGUAAUGAAGAAUAUAUUUUAAGCAAAUAGCUCCUACAUAAAAAUGGGAAUCUACGGUGUGUACAUUGUAUCAAAAUCAGGGGGAUUGAUAUUUAAUUACGAUUACACAGUGCCCAAAAUCGAAACCGAACAAACAUUUGGUUAUCCGCUAGAUCUAAAACUAUCUUGUGAAAACAACAGACUAUUAGUUUCGUUUGGUCAACGAGACAGCAUCAAAGUUGGUCAUGUAUUACUAGCAAUCAAUGGAGUUCCUGUUUCCGGUAGAAAACUGGAAGAUGGCAAAGAUGCAAUAGAAAUGUUAGAUGAUGCUACUAAUUAUCCACUUAAUUUGAAAUUUGGUCGGCCCAAAAUGACUAUCAAUGAAAAGAUAUUCUUAGCUAGUAUGUUUUAUCCAUUAUUUGCCAUUGCAUCACAAUUGAGCCCAGAACCCAGGAGUUCUGGAAUUGAAACUUUAGAAGCUGAUACCUUCAAACUCCAAUGUUUUCAAACUCUGACUGGAGUGAAAUUUAUGGUAAUUGCUGAUCCAACACAUUUAGGCCUCGAACAACUUUUAAAGAAAAUUUAUGAAAUAUACGCAGACUUUGCUCUAAAGAAUCCAUUUUAUUCCUUAGAAAUGCCUAUCCGAUGUGAAUUGUUUGAUACUAAUUUACAAGCACUUUUGGAACAAGCAGAUAAAAAUGGUAUUAAUAGCAUUUAAUUGUAUGAGUACUUUAUUUUUAUCUAUACUUAAUUAUAUUUUACAAAAUCUUUUGUAUUCAAAAUUAAAAAUCAUAGGCAAAUAUCAUAUUGAUAAUAGAAGUGUACUGUUUCAAAUUAUUAACUGUGAUUGAAUUAUUCUUAAUCAUAACCUUUUAAAUUAUAAUUUAAACAUUGUAACAUUAUUAUAAACCUAAGCCUAAUAUUCAACAUCAUUAAAAAGUUAU